CUCUAUGCGGUGAGAUGGCGUCGGAGCUGGCCAUGAGCGCGGCGGACUUGCCCACCAGCCCGCUGGCCAUCGAGUACGUCAACGACUUCGACCUGAUGAAGUUCGAGGUGAAGAAGGAGCCGGCCGAGGCGGAGCGCUUCUGCCACCGCCUGCCGCCGCCGGGCUCGCUCUCCUCGACGCCCAUCAGCACGCCCUGCUCAUCCGUGCCGUCGUCGCCCAGUUUCUGCGCGCCCAGCCCCGGAGGGCAGCCGCCGACGGGCCUCGCCCACCCGGGGGGCGGCGGCGGGGGCGGCGGAGGCAACCCCGGAGGGGCGUCGGGCAAGGCGCAACUGGAAGAUCUCUACUGGAUGUCCAACUACCAGCACCACCUGAACCCAGAGGCGCUGAACCUGACGCCCGAGGAUGCCGUCGAGGCGCUCAUCGGGCACCACCACCAUCACCACCACCACCAGGGCGGCUACGAGGGCUUCCGGGGGGGCCAGCCGUUCCCCGGCGAAGAGUUGGCCCCGUCGGGCCACCACCACCCUCACCACCACCACCCGGGGCACCAUCACCACCACCCCGGGAGCGGGCACCACCCCCAUCACCACCACCUGCGCCUGGAGGACCGUUUCUCCGACGACCAGCUGGUGUCCAUGUCGGUGCGCGAGCUGAACCGGCAGCUGCGCGGCUUCAGCAAGGAGGAGGUGAUCCGCCUCAAGCAGAAGCGGCGGACCCUCAAGAACCGCGGCUACGCGCAGUCGUGCCGCUACAAGCGCGUCCAGCAACGGCACAUCUUGGAGAACGAGAAGUGCCAGCUGCAGGGCCAGGUGGAGCAGCUCAAGCAGGAGGUCUCCCGCCUCGCCAAGGAGCGGGACCUCUACAAGGAGAAGUAUGAGAAGCUGGCCGGGCGCACCUUCGCCGCCGCCGCCGCCAGGGACCCGUCGCCCGCCCAGGGGGGACCUGCGCCGGGCAAGCCGCCCUCCGCCGACUUCUUCAUGUGA
Molecule: messenger RNA, 983 nt
Organism: Zootoca vivipara (common lizard)
Lineage: Eukaryota; Metazoa; Chordata; Lepidosauria; Squamata; Lacertidae
Source: RefSeq, a predicted model, not a curated record